GUUUAUAAAAAAUUAAAAAUUAUGGAUGCCAAAAUUUGAUGGAAAAAAGAAAAAAGAUAUAUUUUAUUUUGAAGAAUCAGGUAUGCUUAGUUUCAGAAUAAUAAGGCACUUUGUAUUUUUUAAGACAAGACGGGAAGAAAAACUUCAUCUCAUCCCACCCACGUUUUUCAAACCUUGCCUUUUGAAAACUUUUAUGAUAAUGAUUAUUUUUUUAAAAAAAUUAAAAAUAAUAUAUUUUUUAAUUUUACUUUUUUAAAUGAACAUAUUAAAAUAAUAAUAAAUACACUAAAAAAAUUAAAAUAAAUAAUUUUAAAUUUUAGCAAAAUCAUGCCUAGCCGAUAACCAAACUGACUCUUAAAAGUGAGGAAAACAUCUUGUUGCUUUAUUUAGCAAAAAAACAAAUAAAUGCAAUGUUAAAAUUAGAGUUUUAUAAUUGUUAAGAUUUAACUUGAUAAGAUAAAAAUUUCCUCACAAAAAGAGAUUUGCCUUAAACCUUAGAUAAAACCAAUAAAUAAAAAUAAAACUUAGAUUAACAAUCAAUCAAUAAUACAUUUUAUCUUAGAUAAGGUGCAAUAAGAUGAUACAUCUUUUUCUUAUGCAACUAGUUUCUUUACUCGCACUCUCGCAAAUCAUAGGUUUUCUAAUGACAAUAAUACUAGGUAACGACUCCCUCUAAUCAUAACUUUAUGAUUAAACCCAAAAACACUCUUCAAUUCGAUAAGACAACCCCGUUAUUUAAUGUCGCUCACAUCACGAGAGGGCGGUGGCUCCACUGGGAACUUGCUUGACUUAACUUUGUUUGCUUGUUUAUUUAUUUAUUUUUGUUGGUCUGAAUAAUUUAAUUUUAACAUGUAUUUUUUAAUAUAUUAUUCAUGUGUAUUUCUUUAUAUGCUCCUUAUGCAUAAGUAUAUUGAAUAUGAAUUAAUUUUUUUAUACAUUUUAAUUUUUAAAUAAAUUUAAUUUUAGAUUAAAUGGGGGAAUAGAGGUCUGUUUUGUUUUUUUUUUUUUAACUGAGAGAGAUUUCAAAGAAUAAUUUUAUUAUAUCAAUAUAAAAAGAAUAAUCUUGUUUAUAAGAACACAAAAUCACGGGUACAAAAAAUUGAUGGAAAAAAAGAAAAAAAUAUAUUUUAUUUUAAAGAAUUAGGUUUGCUUCACUUCAGAAUAUUAAGGUACCUUUUUUUAGAAGAAAAGACAGGCAGGGAAGCUUCGUCUGGUCCCACGCUUCUCACACCUUGCCUGUUGAAAACUUUGACAAUUCAUUAUCUUGUUGCUUUAUUUGGCCGUUAUCUCUGUUUUGCGCGCUUUCUUUUUCUUUAUUUAUUUAUUUAUUUAUUUUAAACAAAUUAUUUAUUUCUUUGUGCAUACGAUUUCUUUUCCAAAGUGAAAUGAUUCUAUCUCUAGACUAAAGGACGGAAUAAUUAAUUUAAAAGUUGAAAAUUCCAUCCAAAAGUAGCCGAUGGUCAAAUUACAAAUCAAUUUGAACACCAUCUUAUAUCAAAUCCACGUGGAAGCGGCAGUGGACAGCACCACUCUUAUAAAGCUUUUUUAUAUUGGGCCAAGAAUAAUUUAAUUUACUCUUAAUUGUUUUCGGCAUCGCAAAAGGGUUCGAAUCAAGACACCUUGUCAGUAAUAAAGUAUGUAAUUUAAUUAAAGUCAAGUUUUUGUAUGGACCGACUUUAAUUAAAGAUAUCGAUAUGUUCAAUAUUUUAAAAAACUAUUUUGCUUGGAAAAAUUAAAAAAUCAAAAAACAUUUUCUUAUUAAAAAAAACAAUAAAAAUUCACAAUACAAUUCCAUCAUCAGUGAAAUAAACGGUGAUAAGCCGCUGUCGACAAUAAAAUAUUCUCCGUGCGAAAUCGUUCGAACUAGAACGAAUAUCGACAGUUUCUUUCUCUCUUUUUUCGUGUUUGGUAAAGGGCAUUGAAGAAGAGAUGAAAGAAAAAGAAAAAACCCUUGCCGCCUCGCCGGAACCUAAAACGAGUACCUUUACUUUCCAGGUAACACACAAACCCUUGUCGCCUCGCCAGAUUACAACACCACUUUUACUCUUCCUGUUUACAUCAUACAAACCCGAUUCUUUAGUUUCUUUCUUUCCUUCGAUCUUGCUUUAAUUUCUAAGCGAUAGCCAUUUGCAAGCUACCCAGAGGCAGCAAUUUAAUUAUGGCUCUUGUUAUCGGAGACGCUAUCCUUUCAGCUACAAUCAGCCAUAUAAUCAACCAAUUAGCCUCUCUGGAGCUACUCAAGUUCGCUCGCAGAGGAAAAAUCCACUCUGAUAUCAAGAAACUGGAGGCAAAUUUGCAUAUGAUCCAUGCUGUUCUUGAUGAUGCAGAAGAGAAGCAGAUGGGAAGCCAAGCUGUCAAACUCUGGCUUGAUCAGAUCCGUGAAUUGGCCUAUGAUAUGGAAGAUUUGCUCGACGAGGUUUUCACUGAGCUUAAAGAGGAGCAGCGAGCUAGCUCAAGUAAGGCGAAGAGCGCCAUACCCGGGUUCUUUUCCUCUUUUAAUCCUGGUAAUUUGCUCUUAACUUACAAAAUGGGCUCCAAUAUUAAGAGAACUACUGCUAGAUUUCAAGAAAUUGCUCAAAAGAAGAAUAAUCUUGAACUUAGAGAGAAUGGCAGUGGAGGGGUGUUGAAGAGUAAGUCAUUGAAAAGAUUGCCCAGUACUUCUUUAGUGGAUCUUUCUUAUGUUUCUGGUAGGGAUACUGAUAGAGAGGAAAUCUUGAAGUUGCUUUUUAGUGAUGAAGGGAAUGAUGAGUACGGGAUUGGUGUGAUUCCUAUUGUAGGGAUGGGUGGUGUGGGUAAGACCACCCUUGCUCAGCUUGUCUACAAUGAUGAGAAUGUAGAUAAUUUUUUCGAUUUGAAAGUUUGGUGCUGUGUUUCUGAGGAUUUUGAUGUUGUUAGGGUUACGAGAACUAUUCUUGAGGCAGUUUCGGGGAGUUACGAUGCGAAGGAUUUGAAUCUGCUUCAACUUAGGCUGAGAGAGAAAUUGUCGGGGAAGAAGUUUCUUAUUGUUUUAGAUGAUGUUUGGAAUGAGAACUAUGAUGACUGGACUGUCCUUCGCCGUCCUUUCCAAGUGACAUCCCCUGGGAGUAGAAUCAUCCUCACAACUCGUAAUCAAGAUGUUGCAUUAAUGAUGAGUGCUUUUCCGUGUUACCUUUUGAAAGAACUGUCAUUUGAGGAUAGCCUGUCUUUGUUUGCAAAGCAUGCACUGGGAAGGUCCAAUUUCAGUGAGCUGCCAGACCUGCAGGAGAUUGGCCAGAAAAUAGUUCGAAGGUGCGGGGGACUGCCAUUGGCUGUUAAAACACUGGGGGGCCUCUUGCGCACUAAACCUUAUGUUGAUGAAUGGGAAAGUGUACUUAAUAGCAAAAUGUGGGAUAUAGCAGAACACAAGGGCGGCAUAGUUCCUGCCUUGAGGUUGAGCUACUAUCAUCUUCCUUCACACUUGAAGCAAUUGUUUGUUUUCUGUUCUAUACUUCCAAAAGACUAUGAAUUCUAUAAGGAUGAAUUAGUGUUGUUAUGGAUGGCCCAAGGGUUUCUGCCAGAUGCAGGAGGAAAGAAGCGGAUGGAAGACUUCUAUUCUUGUUUUAAUGAAUUAUUAUCAAGAUCGUUUUUCCAGCGAUCAAGCAGCACUGAACAACGUUAUCUGAUGCAUCAUCUCAUCAGUGAUCUGGCUCAAUCUAUUGCUGGAGAAACGUGUGUCAAUUUAAAUGAUAAGCUGGAAAAUAACAAGGUCUUUCCAGAUCCUGAAAAGACUCGCCAUAUGUCAUUCACUCGUCGUACAUACGAGGUGCUGCAGAGGUUCAAAGACCUGGGUAAACUGAAGCGUCUGCGGACUUUCAUUGCAUUGCGACUUUACUCUUCACCUUGGGCCGCAUAUUGCUACUUGAGUAAUAAUGUAUUACAUGAGGCACUGUCCAAAUUGAGACGCUUAAGAGUUCUUUCAUUGAGUGGUUAUUGCAUUACAGAACUACCAAAUUCAAUUGGUGAUUUGAAGCAGUUACGUUACCUUAAUUUCUCUCAAACUAAGAUUAAGCGGUUGCCUGAAUCUGUGAGCACUCUCAUAAACUUGCAGACUCUCAAAUUAUAUGGAUGCAGGAAGCUUACUAAACUGCCACAAGGGACUGGGAAUCUUAUCAAUCUUUGUCAUCUGGAUAUUACUGAUACUGAUAAAUUGGUUGAGAUGCCUUCAUGGAUGGGUAAUUUGAAAGGUCUUCAGAAAUUGUCAAAGUUCAUCGUAGGAAAAAAAGAGGGCUGCGGAAUUGAAGAAUUAAAAGGGUUGAAGAAUCUUCAAGGCCGACUUUCCAUAAUGGAAUUGCAUAAUGUGAUAGAUGCUCGACAUGCAGUUCAUGCUAAUUUAAGGGGCAAGCACGACCUUGAUGAGUUAGAAUUGGAAUGGUCUAAGAGUGACAUUAAAGAUGAAGACCGACAACAUCAAAUUCUCGACUCACUACAACCUCAUACAAACCUUAAAGAACUAAAGAUUUCAUUCUAUGGCGGGACAGAAUUUCCUUCAUGGGUAGGACAUCCAUCAUUUUCCGAAAUAGUGCACUUAAAACUGUCUUGUUGCAGGAAAUGCACUGUAUUGCCACCACUUGGGAAGCUACCUUUACUCAGGGAUCUGUGCAUACAAGGCCUGGAUGCUGUGCAGACUGUUGGUCCUGAGUUUUAUGGAGAUGGUUCUUCAGUCAAGCCUUUUCCAUCUCUGAAGACUUUGACAUUUGAGGAUAUGCAGGAAUGGAAAUCUUGGUCCGCAGCUGGAGUUGAUGGAGAAGCUGAAGAAGAAUUUCCUAGUCUUUCUGAGCUUACUUUAUGGAACUGUCCCAAGUUGCUUGGCAAGUUCCCUAGCUGUCUUCCUUCCUGUGUAAAGAUUACGAUUGCAAAAUGCCCAAUUGUGGUAAAUUCAGACGAAAAGCUUCCAGUGCUUAGUGAACUGAAAUUAGAAGAAUGUGAUGAGGUGACACCUAAAUGCAUGUUUCAUAACUCCUCCCUAAUCACAUUGAAACUUGGGAGCAUGUCAAGGCUUACUUGUUUGAAGGGCCAGUUUCUGCAGUCACUGGGAGCACUUAAAGUUCUGGUGAUUUCUGAUUUUCCCGAACUAACCUCCUUGUGGCAGAAAGGAACUGGAUUAGAAAAUUUUGAACAUCCUCAAUUUGUGUCAUCGACAGAGAAUGGUAUGCCCAGCACACAUACAAGUUCAAAAUUGUCAGGCUGUGGUAAGCUGGAUCUUCUGCCAAUCCAAAGGGUGCACAUGCUUUUGUCUCUUGAGGACCCGUGCAUUGAAUCAUGUCCAAAUCUUGUGUUCAUUCCUGAAGCUGGACUUUUAUCGUCACUGAGACAUCUAGUACUUCGGGAUUGCAAAGCUCUUAGAUUCCUUCCUGAUGGCAUGAGCAAUUGUCCUCUUGAAGACUUGGAGAUAGAAGAGUGUCCUUCGCUCAAAUGCUUUCCAGGAGGGAUGUUACCUGCGACGUUAAAAGGGUUGAAGAUUCGAUACUGUACAGAAUUAAAGUCUCUGCCUGAGGAUUUGAUGCACAACAAAAAUGGCCCUGGCUUCCUGUGUCAUUUUGAGCACCUGGAGAUCAUUGGCUGUCCAUCUCUCAAAUCCUUUCCUGAUGGGAAAUUACCACCUCGACUCAAGACACUAAAAAUCUGGGAUUGUUCCCAGUUGAAGCCUCUUUCAGAAAUGAUGUUGCAUGAUGAUAUGUCCCUUGAAUACCUAGCUAUUUCAGACUGCGAAGCCCUGUCAAGCUUUCCUGAGUGCCUUAGCAGCUUCAAGCAUCUCUCUGAAUUAAAUUUAAGUAAUUGUUCUGCUCUCAAGUUCUUUCCAGGAGAUGGCUUUUCUUUCGCUAACCUCAGAACGUUGACUAUAUACAAUUGCAAAAAUCUCAAGUCUCUACCUAAUGAGAUGCGAAAACUCACAUCCCUGCAAGAACUGACAAUUUGUAGCUGCCCAGCUCUGGAAUCCUUUCCAAAUGGUGAUCUGCCUCUAAACUUGACAUCGCUUGAGAUCUGGGAUUGUGAUUGUCUCGACGGGUGCCUGUCAAAGUGGAACUUGCAAAGUCUAGCCUUCCUUAGAGAUUUUAGUAUCGCUGGUGGAUGUUUUUCGGACACAGUUUCCUUUCCAGAUGAGAAGUGUCUGCUUCCUGCAACUCUAACUUCUGUUUGGAUAGGAAGACUUCCAAAUCUGGAAUCUCUAUCCAUGCAGCUCCAAAGUCUUGCGUAUCUAGAAGAGCUAGAAAUUGUUGAUUGUCCUAAAUUAAAGUCCUUGCCUAGGGGAUGCCUACCUCAUGCUCUUGGAAGAUUCAGCAUCAGGGACUGUCCGUUAAUGACACAGCGCUGUUCCAAGCUAAAAGGAGUGUACUGGCCAUUGAUAUCCCACAUCCCAUGUGUGGAGAUAGAUGAUGGCAAUGACAUGUAAAGAAUUAUGGAGUUGCUUGUUAUAAUGUCUCUUUCAUAUACAUAUGUAAAAUGUAUCCCUUCUGUAAUCAAUAAUAUUUUGAAUUAUCGAAAAAAAGGUGUUCUGUUUCUGACUUGCUGGAAGUUGUGUUUAAUUCUAAUUUUGAAGGGAGAAGGAUUUUUCAUGGUAUCA
Populus nigra (black poplar) is the source of this 6580-nucleotide messenger RNA. Its product is annotated as putative disease resistance RPP13-like protein 1. Lineage: Eukaryota; Viridiplantae; Streptophyta; Magnoliopsida; Malpighiales; Salicaceae. Gene Ontology annotation, biological process: defense response to other organism. The record is from RefSeq and is a predicted model, not a curated record. Gene Ontology annotation, molecular function: ADP binding. The transcript has a single exon. The coding region runs from base 2159 to 6409 and encodes 1416 amino acids.